AUCAGCUGUGCGUUGAGCGAUCCUACCUACCGUAAACGUAAACGCAUAUAGUAUAUGUACCAUGCAGCAUUCAGUAUCGAUUAAUUUUUAGUGGUAAAGUAUCGUCCUAAGCAACUGCUGAAAACAAAAAUUGACGACAGAACGAACAUUUUUAUUAUUUGUGUUGAAUAUUAUAAUGGCCCAACUCGUAGAAAAUUCAUCAAAAUAAUAUUUCAUUAUAUCUACGUAUCCCACAUAAAGUUCGAAAGUGAAAUGUAAUUAACGAUUACUAAUAAAAUCACUCAUCACGAAGAUGUUCCUCUUAUGUUCAAACGCUGGAGUUGAAAUGUUUUUCCGAUAUUGUUAAAUAUCACCAUAACCCGAAGACGUAAUAUUCAUCAUGUUUACAACCAGCAGAGAACAAUGGAAUAUCUGCAUCAGUGACAUUAUUGAAAUGCCCCAGAUCGUGUGGCUUUCUCGAAAUAACUCAUUCACAUGAGAAGUAGUAUAUAUGAGUUAAAAUGUACAAAUCAUCCUUGUUGUGUCCCGAUUCGCUCUUUUACCUACAUAGAUGGGUUAGCUUAUAUGAAUAGAUGAGUAAGAAUAUAAAGUCAAUUGACAAAUUGACAUAUAAUAUCCAUGUCAGUGGGAAAACCGACAACUUGUAAAGAUGCUCUGCGUCGAUGGGAGGAAGAAAAUGGACAAGAAGCUUCUUCUGCCAUUGAAAUAGUUUUGAGCUUUCAGUGGCCACCAAUUGAGAAAAUGGACAACUCACUUUCAAGCCUAGUCAACUGUGAGAAACUGUCUUUAUCAACUAAUAUUAUCGAAAAAAUAUCUUGUUUGAGUGCACUGAAAAAUUUGAAAAUCCUAUCUCUGGGACGGAAUUUUAUUAAAGGCUUCACUGGUUUAGAGGCCCUCGGUGAAACAUUGGAAGAAUUGUGGAUUUCAUAUAAUUGUAUUGAAAAAAUGAAAGGCAUUCAGACCAUGAAGAAUCUUCGUGUUUUAUAUAUGUCAAAUAAUCAAGUACGAGAAUGGAAUGAAUUCAUGCGGCUUCAAGAAUUAACCAAUUUACGUGAAUUAUUAUUCGUAGGAAAUCCUCUUUGCGAAAGCUUCGAGACUGAGCCUUGGAGAGCAGAGAUUGCUCGGAGACUGCCAAAUUUGGAAAAGCUUGAAGGUGAACCCAUUAUCCACACAGAAGAUAAUUUCUCAACACAACAAAUUCAAUCAUCUGGGAAAUAUGACAUUCCUGCUAAAUCCAACGACGAUGUCAUGAUAUAAAUAGAUUCCAGAGAUUAAUAUUUAAUAUUCCCUUUCCGAUUUUAAUAAUUUAACAUAUUUUCAAACAAUCAACUUUCUACGGUUACAUCAUCUCACUAUUUUCUGCAGAAUCUACAUAUGGAGAGAUCUUUUUUUCCAUUAGAAUUUAUAUAUAAAAUUGAAAUAUCAUCUUAGUGUUUUCCUGAUUAUUUUUCAUCCCUCGGAUUAUACUCCAAUGUAUUUAAAAACUCAUGAAAACUUCAGUCUGAUCACCUUGCGUGUUGCACUCGUAUAUUGCAUUAGCUAUAAUUUGAGCGACAAAAAAAAAAAAUAGUCAUGACAGGAUUUUAUCAGUUGAAUAAUUCAUCACAAUUUAAAAUCCAAUGGAUGAAACCCUCAAAAUACUCUAUGUUAACAAUAGAAAAUAGUUUUAUUAUAUUAUUCAAUAAGUAAUAGCAGUAAAAUAUAUCAGAAUAUAUAUUAUGUAUACAAGUGAAGAGGUGUGAUUUUUCAUACAGCCUGUAUGUAUUUGCACUGCUCUGCUAACGCCACUCAAACGAAAAGCGAUGAAAGGUGCCGGGCGGCGACGCGGGUGGUUGAUGGGUGGACUACCGAUGUAGCGGCCAUACUCACGGGGUCAGGCAAAGCCCUCGACGACAGGAGUAUACGCUUUCCCCAUUCCCCAGUGUUUCCCAGUCGUUCGCGUAACAUAGCCAAGUGUAGUACAUUGACGAUCGAGCACUCGUGCAAAUGUGCGCGUACAAAAAAGCAUUAUUCUUUCUAGUAUAAUUAGUGUUUAAUAUUUUAUUGAGAAAUAUAAUUAUUCUGAUGAUAAUUGAAAAUAUUCAAUUUUUCGUCUCACUUUCGUAGAGGUAAUUUCGGAGUAAUUAACGAGUAAUUUCCGGAAUUGAGUAAUUUUUAGUAAUAAUAAUAAUAAUAAUAAUAAUAAUAAUAAUAAUAAUAAUUAGUAUAUAUGUGAAAGAGGAGCAAGUAUGUUUGGAAAUUAUGUGAUUUCUGUGAUGAUAUUAUUUUUUUUCUACUCCUCAAUUUGUCAUUGUAUUCGCAAUAUACAGAAUCCAUAAAUUUUUCCAUUUUCAUUUCGCUCUACAUAUGUAAAUUCUGUUGCUGUUUAUGAAAAUGUAAUAGAAUGCAUCAUUAUUUUCGUGUAAAAGCUUCUAUAAUCGAAAUAUACAUACAAAAUACUCAACUGUAGUUGCCUGCAGUUGGGUAUUUCAUCUGCUUACUCGGUUGAGCCAAAUUUAGAAUGACUUGGUUGUGACGAUGGAAGCAACAGGCCCGAGAAUUCUCCAAUCCAGUUUUCAUGGAAUUCUUAUAAUAAUUAAAAUUUUGACUUGUUUGUUUCAUACUUUACUCUAAAUUAUAUUAUAGAUACUAUUCUAUCACUAGACAGGAGAGAAAGAGAGACAGGUAAAAUAAAAUUAGUGGUGAAAUUGAGUAUAACGCACUUCAUCUCUAUUGUAUACUUUUUUAUUUAUUUUUUUCUAAUAACACAACCAUCGUUGUGAUGAAUGGAAAUGAAUACUUGAAUUUCACCAAGAAAACUUGUACUCUCUUAAUCUAAUUUUAAGAGAGAUAGACGAAAUUAAAGUGACUCGUAUAAUAAAUAAACAAAGUACAUACCAAUUGAAAUUUC
This is a messenger RNA of Diachasma alloeum, 2890 nucleotides long. Its product is annotated as dynein light chain 1, axonemal. NCBI's taxonomy places the organism in Eukaryota, Metazoa, Arthropoda, Insecta, Hymenoptera, Braconidae. Bases 619 to 1257 code for a protein of 212 amino acids. The transcript is spliced from 4 exons. Gene Ontology annotation, cellular component: cytoplasm. The record is from RefSeq and is a predicted model, not a curated record. Gene Ontology annotation, molecular function: protein kinase binding.